Messenger RNA from Trypanosoma brucei brucei TREU927, 1440 nucleotides. RefSeq lists its product as hypothetical. The transcript has a single exon. NCBI's taxonomy places the organism in Eukaryota, Euglenozoa, Kinetoplastea, Trypanosomatida, Trypanosomatidae. Gene Ontology annotation, molecular function: mRNA binding; protein binding. Bases 1 to 1440 code for a protein of 479 amino acids. Gene Ontology annotation, cellular component: catalytic step 2 spliceosome. Gene Ontology annotation, biological process: mRNA splicing, via spliceosome. The record is from RefSeq and is a predicted model, not a curated record.
AUGCUUUUUGACCUUGCACCGCAUAUUGAUCCCAAAGUCCUGCAGCGUGUGGCUCGAGAGAAGGGAUAUACGUUGCCCGUUUCCGAGGAUAGUUCUGAACAACGGAGGCAAGACGCGAGCGCAGAUCUGCACGCCGGACUUCCGCUGCGUUUUUUAGCCACCCCGGAGGAUGUGAAACGGGCAUAUUUGCCUCCGCCGGAGGGGUUUGAGGAGGCUUAUGUGAAAAAAACUGAUGGCGGCGGAUUACCUGAGAAGCGAACCACUCAGCCAGUGGCGCGCAAGCGGGUACGAAGUGGUGAAGGACCCGCGCAGGUGGGGGUCUCCGAUUCAGCCACACCUGCGGUUAUUUCUGCUGCUGGUGCUACAGAGGUGAAUACUAACGUCUCCACCUCUGUAGCGGCAAAUACACUUCAAGCUAAUUUUGAUCCAUCAUUUGAGCGCACCAAUUACUUGGGCAGGUCUUUCUUGGAGCCUCCCCCAUCGCUGCAACCGCGCUCGCAUGAGUGCCGUCUCCCACGACAAAUGAAAGGCAGUUGCGACAAGCAUGCGGCGGGCAUUCAACAGCUUCAGUGGCUACCUCCCGUUGGUCAUUUGUUGUUUGCCGCUGAUUUAAAGGGUGAGGUGAGGCUUUACGAGACCUUCUCUUCCCGCCGUCAGUGCAUUGCUUCAUUUGUAGCCCAUUCACAACCAGUGAAAUCCCUAGAGGUGACUCCGGAUGGGGAAACAAUGUCCACAGGUUCUGUUGAUGGGACGGUAGCGAUGUGGGACGUUGAACAUGGUGAGUGCCGAGGCGUGCUGACGAAUUCGGAGCGGCUUCCCUGCGUGCAGCACCUGCAUCAUCCUCUAGAUCCAACUUCCUUAAUACUUGUAGCACUGGACAGGAAAGUGGUCCUUUAUGACGUGCGGGUGAGUUACCAGAAGUACCAACGCGAGUACACGGGCCAUAUGGGGACCAUUUUUAAUCUCUCGCUGCUUAGUGGAGGGAAGAAACUUUUAACGACAGCGGAGGACAAGACGCUCCGCACGUGGGACUUUAGGGUUCCAGUUCAAAUCAAACAGAUUGCGGAUGUCUCUAUGCAUGCCAUCACUCAUGUCGUGCGGCACCCCACAGAAGACAUGCUUGUUGCCCAAUCGCUCAACAAUCAAGCACUUGUAUUCUCUGAUGGUGGUGGAGGACAAGUGAAGUUACUUCGUCAUCGUGUAUUUAGCGGCCACACAAUUUCAGGCACGCGUUGUCAACUGGCAUUUAGUCCUGAUGGCCGCUAUUUGUCGAGUGGUGACAUCAAUGGUAAGUUGUUUAUCUGGUCGUGGGCUACUGGUGAGCUACUACGAUCUUUUUCAGCCCACACUCAAACUCUUGUGUCGCAUCGCUGGCACCCAGUUGAGGCUUCCCGCGUUGUCACCUCAGCGUGGGAUGGUGCCAUUAAGACAUGGGCGUGA